AUGGCAGUGCCGGCGGCUUUGAUCCCUCCGACCCAGCUGGUUCCCCCUCAACCCCCGAUCUCCACGUCUGCUUCCUCCUCUGGCACCACCACCUCCACCUCUUCGGCGACUUCGUCUCCGGCUCCGUCCCUCGGACCCCCGGUGUCCUCCGGGCCAACUCUGUUCCGGCCGGAGCCCAUCGCUUCCAGCAGCAGCAGCAGUAGCAGCAGCAGCAGUAGCAGCAGCAGCUGCGGCCCCCUCCCCGGGAAACCCGUGUACUCAACUCCAUCCCCAGUGGAAAACACCCCCCAGAAUAAUGAGUGCAAAAUGGUGGAUCUGAGGGGGGCCAAAGUGGCUUCCUUCACAGUGGAGGGCUGUGAGCUGAUCUGCCUGCCCCAGGCUUUCGACCUGUUCCUGAAGCACUUGGUGGGGGGCUUGCACACGGUCUACACCAAGCUGAAGCGGCUGGAGAUCACACCGGUGGUGUGCAAUGUGGAACAGGUUCGCAUCCUGAGGGGACUGGGCGCCAUCCAGCCCGGAGUGAACCGCUGCAAACUCAUCUCCAGGAAAGACUUUGAGACCCUCUACAAUGACUGCACCAACGCAAGUUCUAGACCUGGAAGGCCUCCUAAGAGAACUCAAAGUGUCACCUCCCCUGAGAGCUCUCACAUCAUGCCACAUUCUGUCCCUGGCCUCAUGUCUCCUGGGAUAAUUCCCCCAACAGGUCUGACAGCAGCAGCCGCAGCAGCUGCCGCGGCCACCAAUGCAGCUAUUGCUGAAGCAAUGAAGGUGAAAAAAAUCAAAUUAGAAGCUAUGAGCAACUAUCAUGCCAGUAAUAACCAACACGGAGCAGACUCUGAAAACGGGGACAUGAAUUCAAGUGUCGGACUGGAACUUCCUUUUAUGAUGAUGCCCCACCCUCUAAUUCCUGUCAGCCUACCUCCAGCAUCUGUCACCAUGGCAAUGAGCCAGAUGAACCAUCUCAGCACCAUUGCAAAUAUGGCGGCAGCAGCACAAGUUCAGAGUCCCCCAUCCAGAGUUGAAACAUCUGUUAUUAAGGAGCGUGUUCCCGACAGCCCCUCGCCUGCCCCCUCUCUGGAGGAGGGCCGGAGGCCUGGCAGUCACCCCUCAUCCCAUCGCAGCAGCAGCGUGUCCAGCUCCCCCGCACGGACUGAGAGCUCGUCUGACAGAAUCCCUGUCCAUCAGAAUGGGUUGUCCAUGAACCAGAUGCUAAUGGGCUUAUCACCAAAUGUACUCCCUGGGCCCAAAGAGGGAGACUUGGCUGGUCAUGACAUGGGACAUGAGUCGAAAAGGAUGCAUAUCGAAAAAGAUGAGACCCCGCUUUCUACACCAACCGCAAGAGACAGCCUUGACAAACUUUCUCUAACUGGGCAUGGACAACCACUACCUCCAGGGUUUCCAUCUCCGUUUCUCUUUCCUGAUGGAUUGUCUUCCAUAGAGACCCUCCUGACUAACAUACAGGGACUCUUGAAAGUUGCCAUAGAUAAUGCCAGAGCUCAAGAAAAACAGGUCCAACUGGAAAAAACAGAGCUGAAGAUGGAUUUUUUAAGGGAAAGAGAACUAAGGGAAACACUUGAGAAGCAGUUGGCUAUGGAGCAAAAGAAUAGAGCCAUAGUUCAAAAGAGGCUAAAGAAGGAGAAGAAGGCAAAGAGAAAAUUGCAGGAAGCUCUUGAAUUUGAGACAAAACGGCGUGAGCAAGCAGAACAGACACUAAAACAGGCAGCUUCAACAGAUAGUCUCAGGGUCUUGAAUGACUCUCUGACCCCAGAGAUAGAAGCUGACCGCAGUGGCGGCAGAACAGAUGCUGAAAGGACAAUACAAGAUGGAAGACUGUAUUUGAAAACUACUGUCAUGUACUGAAUCUUUCCUGUUGAAGAAAUCCAUGUUAAAGAGCGUUGCAGUCACAUGUUUGUCGUGGGAAAGUUCGGAAAAAAAAUAAAGUCCUUUUGAAGGGAACUUCCUCAAUUUUGUGUAUUAUUGUUCUUUGAAAGUUAAGUAUUCUACAAAAAAAAAAAAAAAACUCCAUUGAUUUUCACCCGUGGUUCAUACCAGAGACCUGAGAAUGUUUGUAAAUGUACAAGUAUCAAACUUCUUACAGAUAACUGCAACUUGCUGCUGGACACUUGUCUACAGAGUCAAAGGCAGGUCUACCUGAGACCUGGAUUCUUUUUUAAUGGAAUGAACCAUUUUCCUCUUCUGAAAAUUCUGUAUCUGAGCACAUCAAGAGACUCUUAUAGCAGUGGUUACCCAGACUAACAGAAUUAUGUCCUCCUGAAACCAGCAAGAACACUUGGAAAUGAAAAUGUAGGGGGCAUAGAGGAUUUUGAAAACAAUAAAAAAGAAAGAGUAAUAUUCUGUUACAUUCACUUUUAAACUCUCUAAUUGUGAGGUUUCUCCGAUGGUUUUUUUCACACACUUUCCAAAAGACCAACAAAUGGAUGUUGACAACUACCCAGUGAAAUAGCAUUCUGCAAAUCUGAAAAGAAGCAUUGACUAUAAGCCAAAAGGUUUCACGGAAGGUCUUUUUUUUUU
This is a messenger RNA of Otolemur garnettii (small-eared galago), 2532 nucleotides long. RefSeq names its product dachshund family transcription factor 1 (gene DACH1). NCBI's taxonomy places the organism in Eukaryota, Metazoa, Chordata, Mammalia, Primates, Galagidae. The transcript is spliced from 12 exons. Bases 1 to 1860 code for a protein of 619 amino acids. The record is from RefSeq and is a predicted model, not a curated record.